Penicillium macrosclerotiorum is the source of this 1041-nucleotide messenger RNA. RefSeq lists its product as uncharacterized. Bases 1 to 1041 code for a protein of 346 amino acids. The record is from RefSeq and is a predicted model, not a curated record. Lineage: Eukaryota; Fungi; Ascomycota; Eurotiomycetes; Eurotiales; Aspergillaceae. The transcript has a single exon.
AUGUAUAGCCGCGGCUCACGGAGACGAUCGGGGUUUGCGACCCCUCGCGAUGAUGCCAGCGAUUCGGAUUCAUCUGAUUCCCUACGGGGCAGAUACGGUAUCCCUCGGGAUUUCACUUCCAAGAAGGGCACACGAUCUUAUAGAUCGGAAUGGAGCCGCGCCAAGGACCGGUUGUCAUCCUUGUUUAGCCCUGAUCCAUCCAGCAGCUAUUCGACCACGAAAUAUGUACGCAGGGCAAGGGAGCCAAGGGAAUCCGUGUCUCGGGCCUUCGUGGUAGAUCCUCCGAAAGCACGGGUGCGUCGGUACAAGAUUCGCCCCAGUUCAGGAGAGACCGAGUUCGUUGAACGCCAUCAUGAGCGGAGUCGGUCUUGGUCCCGGUCUCGAUCUCGAGACCGUGGGCCGACUCGAGUGAGCACGGAUAUCUACUCAUCAAGACGCUCCCGCUCUCGAGAAUCCCUGGGGCGAGUCCCACUGACUGUCAGAGUCUCAGAGUCUUCCUCACCGGCCACUCGAUCCCCACGACCAUGGUCACCCAUCCAUGAGCCUGUUCCAGCUCGAGCGGGUCAAUAUACCUCCCGUCGCCCGAGCGUGAUUAUCCGUGAACCUGCAUCUCCAUAUCCCUCGGACGAUGUCAACUCCUUUAUCCGAUCCAGACCGGCCAGUUAUUAUUCAAAGUCUCGGUCCAUCUCCCGGGAUACCUAUCUGGAGCCCGACGGUGAGCGAGGGCGACCGCUCUCUCGAUACCGAUCAGUGGAGGUUCGCAGUCCUCGGGAUGUCAAAUACUACACCUCCGACCCUGAAUGGAGCAGGCGAAGCUCAUUCUCCUCACGGGAUACCACCAGGCCGACCGUGAUUAGUCGAAGCCCCCGACGGAGGCUCUCCGACUCCUUUUCUCGGUCCCGCAGCAGCAUUGAUAUUGAGGAACGGUGGCCUCGAAGUGUGCUAAAGGGACAGAACGGAUGGAACAAUGAUUCCUAUCGUGUCAUCAGUGGGACUAAAUAUCGGAAGCCCACCGUCCGCUUUGAUGACUCUCAAUUUUAA